AUGGCGACCGAGUCGCGUGAAUCAGAGCUCAAGCAGCAAGGCGCGCUUGAAGCCGCCAAAGACCCCAAUUCUUCCGUCACCGCCCAACAGGCUGAGAAGUCGGUCGUCGAGCAAGCCCGGGCCGGCGGCAGCGCGGCCUUCCAGUUCGACCCCGACGCCAGUCCAGCAGAGAAGCGGGCACAGGCAAGAGCGCGUGUGCCCGUUGGCUUCCACCACGAGCGGAACAAGAAUGCUACGGCCCUGGUCUCGGAUGCAGACGACAAUAGCGCAGCGACCAAGUACGACCUCCCCCCACCCUCCAAGGCGGGCGCCGUAGAUUCCCCCACAGACCCAGAUUCGAUAAAGGCAAACGGCCAUGCGCCCGGUCAAGACGACGACGCUCGAUGGGAACGCGUGGGUUGGGCGCCGCGAUUUGGCAUGCCCGGCUCCGAAGACCCCGACCAAGACGAGGGCACCCUCGCCGACCACCAGACGUGGCUCGAGAGCAGGAUAGAGGACAAAUUCUUCGGCGACUGGUACCACAACACGGGCAUCAUCAUCUUCGCCUGCCUGACCUCGUGGGUCGUGGGCAUCCUGGGCGGUGGGCUGGGAUGGAUCAUGCUCUUCAUGGCUGUCUGCGGCACCUACUACCGCACCUCGAUUCGCCGCGUCCGCCGCAACGCCCGUGACGACCUCAACCGCGAGAUGGCCAAGAACAAGCUGGAGACGGACACGGAGAGCCUAGAGUGGAUCAACAGCUUCCUCGUCAAAUUCUGGCCCAUCUACGCCCCGGUGCUGUGUGACACCAUUGUGGGCUCCGUCGACCAGGUGCUGUCCACGUCUACGCCUGCAUUCCUCGACAGUUUGAAGAUGAAGACGUUUGUCCUCGGCACGAAGCCUCCGCGCUUGGAGCACGUCAAGACAUACCCCAAGACCCAAGACGAUAUCGUCCUCAUGGACUGGAAGUUUAGCUUUACGCCCAAUGACACGGCCGAUCUUACAUCGAGGCAGAUCAAGAACAAAAUUAACCCCAAAGUGGUGCUCGAGAUCCGCAUCGGCAAGGGCCUUGUCAGCAAGGGUCUAGAUGUCAUCGUCGAGGACAUGGCCUUCUCCGGUCUGAUGCGCCUCAAGUUCAAGCUGCAACUGCCCUUCCCGCAUAUUGAGAAGGUCGAGAUGAGCUUUUUGGAGCGGCCGACCAUUGACUAUGUCUGCAAGCCGCUUGGCGGCGAGACGUUUGGCUUCGACAUCAACUUCAUCCCCGGCUUGGAGACUUUCAUCAUGGAGCAGAUACACGCCAAUCUCGGCCCGAUGAUGUAUGAUCCCAACGUCUUUCCCAUCGAAAUCGCAAAGAUGCUUGCAGGCAACCCCGUGGACCAGGCCAUCGGCGUCUUGCAGGUCCACUUCCACGGUGCGCAGGGGCUGAAGAAUCCCGACAAGUUUUCUGGAACGCCUGACCCGUACGCAACUGUAUCCAUCAACAACCGCGCUAUGCUCGCACGCACCAAGACGGUUCAUGAGAAUGCUAACCCGCGCUGGAAUGAGACUGUGAACAUCAUUGUUACCUCCUUGAAGGAUUCGCUCACCAUCAACCUCUUCGACUACAAUGAUAUUCGCAAGGACAAGGAGCUUGGUACCGCAACGUUUGCGCUUGAGCAACUCGAAGAAGAUGCCGACCACGAAAACUUGCAUCUUGAGGUCAUGUCCGGCGGCCGAGCGCGUGGCAUCGUUCAGGCUGACGUGCGCUUCUUCCCGGUUUUGGGAGGCGCAACCCUGGAGGACGGCACUAAAGAACCUCCACCAGAGUCAAGUACCGGUAUCUGCAAAUUCACAGUGGAGCAGGCCAAGGACAUGGAUGGUAGCAAGAGCAUCAUCGGGCAGCUCAGCCCCUAUGCCAUCCUGCUCCUCAACGGGCGAGAAAUCCACACGUCGAGGACCAUGAAGCGGACCAACCAGCCCAUCUGGCCGGAUGCGUCCAAGGAGUUGCUCAUCACCGACCGCAAAAAGGCCAAACUCGGAAUCGUCAUCAAGGAUGACCGCGACCUUGCGGCAGACCCCAUCCUGGGAACAUAUCAAAUUACCAUUGAUGACAUGUUGGACCUCAUGGGCAAGGGUCACGAAUGGUUCAACCUCGCUGGAGCUCAGACUGGUCGCGUAAAGAUGAAGCUCGAUUGGAAGCCUGUGGCUCUCAAGGGUGCACUAUCAUCUGGCGGUUACCUCACACCGAUCGGUGUCAUGAGGCUGCACUUCCAGAGCGCCCGUGAUCUGCGAAACGUGGAGAAGCUGGGCAAGUCGGAUCCCUAUGUCCGCGUCCUGCUCUCCGGUCUUGAAAAGGGCCGGACCGUGACUUUCAAAAACAAUCUGAAUCCAGAUUGGGAUGAAGUUGUCUACGUGCCCGUACACACGGUGCGUGAGAAGCUGACGCUUGAGGUCAUGGAUGAAGAGAAUCUCGGCAAAGAUCGUUCUCUUGGCCAUGUCGAGCUUUUGGCCGGCGACUACAUCAAGCAGAACGAGGCUGGCGAUUACCUUAUAAAUGAGCAGAAACAGCCCUCUUCGGGGGCCCUCAGAAUGGCCGGACACUCACAAUCGAAGGGUAACCUGAACUACACGUGCUCGUUCUACCCCACCUAUCCAGUAUGGGAUCCUGAAGAGGACGAGGAAGAGAAGAAGGAAGAGACUGUUAGCACGCCAAAUGGUGUUGCGCGUCCGGCUUCCACGACGACUGCAGGAUCCAAGGCGGGAUCACUACAUCAGAGAGCCCUUUCUGGCACCUCGGCCAUUACUCGCUCCGAAACUGCAGGCACCUUCUCCUCGAUAAAGUCCAGUGAGGCUGACCUGGCCAAACAACUCGAGAAGAAUGAAAUGCACCAAGACGAACACAUACCGGAGACUAAGAAGAUCGAGAAACUGAAACUGACUGCUGAUGACCUACAGCAGUAUGAAUCUGGUCUCCUAGUCUUCAAGCUCAUUGACGGCGAGUUUGCGGGAACAGGCGGCUACGUCGAUGUCCUUAUGGAUGACAUGGCGUAUGCUAGCUACUCCAGUGCCAAGAUCAAGAGCAAGAACAUGACCUUCAACGAAGUGGGCGAUGCGAUGAUUCGCGAGCUGGACUUUUCCAAGAUCACCCUUCGCAUCAUUGAACAUAUUGACAAAGAUGGCGACGGUGACGAAGACCAUGUCAUUGCUAAGCUUACAGGAAACACCAUCGAUACGCUACGGAGCUGCUUGUACACCCCCACUCAGCUCAUCUUGAAGGACAAGCACGGUCGCGAGAACAAGAUUACCGUCAGUCUCAAAUACCUUCCCGUCUAUAUGCGCCUCGAUCCAAGCGAAUCCUUCAACAACCAGGGCACCCUGCGCGUUGAUGUUCUGGAUGCCGCCGAUUUGCCAGCCGCCGAUCGUAACGGCUACUCGGAUCCUUACUGCAAGUUCCUCCUGAACGGAAAAGAUGUCUAUAAGACGAAGACGCAAAAGAAGACACUUCACCCGGCGUGGAACGAGUACUUCGAGGUGCCCGUGCGAAGCCGUACCGCAGCCGACUUCCUGGUCAACGUCUACGACUGGGACUUUGGCGACAAAGCAGAUUUCCUGGGCAAGUCGACCAUCAACUUGGAGAUCUUGGAGCCGUUCCAGCAACAAGAAGUUACACUCACCCUGGAUGGCAAGUCGGGCGUGAUCCGCCUCCGGAUGUUGUUCAAGCCAGACUAUGUGGUGCGUUCUCGACAAGGCUCAUCUACCUUCUCUGGAACCUUUGCUGUCCCCGGCAAAGUCAUCGGCGCGCCUGUUAAAGGUGUCGGCAAGGGCGCUGCUUUCGUUGGCGGUGGCGUAGUACGUGCCGGCACCUUCCUUGGCCGCGGUUUCAAGCGCAGAAAGUCUCGCGGCGCAAACGGGGACGAGGACUUUGAGCGCCCUGACUCGUCACCUCGCGCGUCUGCUGACGUUCCAAUCGUCUCUGUAGAAGGCGAUAGUACGGGCGGCAAAGAAAGCCCGUCCAAGGAUAGCCCAUCAAACCAUAACAGACAUCGCAGCUGGGGUGCGCAGAGCUUCCAUAGCCGCUUUGGUGGCGAAGGCGCUCCAGGCGCAGGCGGCGGCGAACAAGGCACGGCAAACAUCUCCGUCGUGAGUGCAGAUGGCUUCCCACCCAAUACCAACCUGCGCGUCCAUGUCCAAUUGGGCAAGAAGGAAGUCCACAAAACAGACCACAUCAAGACCACUUCAGGGAGCGUAGCCUUUGAAGACGAAUCUUUCAAGGUUCCCUGCACCGCCGACUCGUUCUUCAAAAUCACCGUCAGGGACCAUAAAGCUUUUGGGCGCGACGAAGAACUGGGUGACGCGCAGUUCACGGUCGAUGACCAAGGCAGUGGCAGCGAGAAGAACGUUGGCGUGGGCAAAGGCAUGGUCGUUGUCCGGACUAGUUUCCAAGCUGCGGAUGCGACGAGCGCCGUGGGCAGCGUGAGUCCAAGGCCGGAAAAGGGCAGCAGGAGAGGACUGCUAUCCCGGGGGAAAGACAGGGAGAAGAGCGCUACACCGGCUUAG
Molecule: messenger RNA, 4512 nt
Organism: Cucurbitaria berberidis CBS 394.84
Lineage: Eukaryota; Fungi; Ascomycota; Dothideomycetes; Pleosporales; Cucurbitariaceae
Product: tricalbin
Exons: 4
Coding region: 1-4512 (1503 amino acids)
Molecular function (GO): lipid binding
Source: RefSeq, a predicted model, not a curated record